This is a messenger RNA of Medicago truncatula (barrel medic), 773 nucleotides long. Its product is annotated as auxin-binding protein ABP19b. Gene Ontology annotation, molecular function: manganese ion binding. The transcript has a single exon. NCBI's taxonomy places the organism in Eukaryota, Viridiplantae, Streptophyta, Magnoliopsida, Fabales, Fabaceae. The coding region runs from base 13 to 642 and encodes 209 amino acids. The record is from RefSeq and is a predicted model, not a curated record.
AAGCAUCUUAAGAUGAAGAUUAUUCAAAUACUUUUCCUUUUUACAUUUUUCUCAUUCAUAACUUCCCAUGCUUCUGUAAACGAUUUCUGUGUUGCAGAUUUAAAGGCUCCAAACACCAAUUCAGGCUAUCCUUGCAAACCUGUGGCGAGCAUCACAUCAGACGAUUUCGUCUUUCAUGGCCUUGUAGCGGGAAAUACCAGCAACUCUUUCAAAAUUGGAGUCACCUCAGCAACUGUCACCAAUUUUCCUGCCCUUAAUGGACUUGGAAUAUCUGCGGUGCGUGUAGAUAUGGAGGAAGGAGGAUUAUCUCCAAUGCACACUCAUCCUGAUGCUACCGAAUUAGGGAUUGUCGUUCAAGGUGAAUUUACUGCUGGAUUUUUGACCCCUACUUCAUUUUAUUCCAAGGUGUUGAAAGCGGGUGAUGUUUUCGUUGUUCCCAAAGGGAUGUUACAUUUUGCCAUUAAUUCUGGCAAGGGAAAAGCUAUUGGUUAUGUAAGUUUUAGUAGUGAAAAUCCUACAAUUCAUACACUUGAUUCUCUUUUGUUUGCCAAUAAGCUUCCUUCUGAUUUAGUUGCAAAAACUACCCUUCUUGAUAUUGAUCAAGUGAAGAAGUUAAAGGCUCGUUUUGGUGGAAGUGGGUAGGAAUAUAAGAAUUUAUUUUUAUAUUUUUAUCCUUAUUUUAAGAUACUACAGGGGGUUCGAUGGAUUAGGAAUCAAAUAAUAAUUUGAGUCAUACUCUUUCAAAAGAUAAUAUAAAUAAUAAUAGUCAUUUG